Scheffersomyces amazonensis is the source of this 4091-nucleotide messenger RNA. It is a transcript of the gene SSD1, whose product is annotated as mRNA-binding translational repressor. Gene Ontology annotation, molecular function: 3'-5'-RNA exonuclease activity; RNA binding. The record is from RefSeq and is a predicted model, not a curated record. Bases 1 to 3840 code for a protein of 1279 amino acids. NCBI's taxonomy places the organism in Eukaryota, Fungi, Ascomycota, Pichiomycetes, Serinales, Debaryomycetaceae. Gene Ontology annotation, cellular component: P-body. Gene Ontology annotation, biological process: mRNA catabolic process. The transcript has 2 exons.
AUGUCUAAAGACUCUCCCCUUAACCCUCCACCGGGCUUGAAAAAGCCCAAGAAUUUACACAUUGCUCAUAGACGAUCCCCUAGUGAGUUAACCACAUUAAUGGUGGAACAGUACAAUUUACAACGUCAACUCGAACAGGUGCAAGCCCAACAGAAACAAAUUCUUCAACAGCAACAAUUGGCUGCUAAUCAUCAUCAACAAUUUACUUACCCACCUCCACCUCCGGGCCUUACCACGUCUCCAUCAUCUCAACAUGACUUAAUGCCACCUCCGGGUCUCUACCGUACGUCUCAUUCCAGGACUUCUUCCAUCAACAACAGCAAUAACAACAACAAUAACAAUAACAAUAACAAUCAUAGAAGAACUGGCUCCUCCUCCAAUAACAAUAACAAUGGUGCUAAUGCUCAGGGUCAUGCCAGAAGACAUUCGUUGGGAUUGAAUGAAGCCAUUAAGGCUGCUGCGAAUCAAAGACAAAGCAAUAGAACUUCAAUGAGUCCAUCAUCUUCAACCACUGCUGCUUCCAAUUCAGAUAAUGAUAGCAUUCCUACAUUUAAAUUCCCAGCUACUCCCGUUUCCGAUAUCGAUAGUGAAUCAAAUAGUCCUCCAAUAACUUCAGGAUCUUCUCAUAAUCGAUCUCGAUCUCUUGCAUAUGGUCAACAACAAUUCAAAUUCCCGGCCUCCUCUAAUCCUCCUAGUUCUGGAGAUAAUUUAUUACCUCCUACUCCUAAUUUUUCAAUAACUCAAAGUCCUGAACGGAGUCAUAACAGAAGAGCUUCUCACUAUAGAUCAGGUUCAAGAAACUUUGAUUCCAAUGGAAUUAAUUCCAAUUGGAGAUCUCAACAACAACAGGGUCAAACCUCGAGUUUAGAACCUCCUCAAGCAGGGUUUAUUCCCGGUCAUAAACCUCGUAAUAGUUCUUAUGGUGGAGGUUCUGUCUCAUCACUUUCUCAAUUCAUUCCUAAUAAUAAUAAUAAUAAUGGCUCCAACAAUAACAAUAACAACAAUAAUAAUAGCAAUAAUAAUAGUAAUGGUCGUAAAUCACUUUUUGCUCCUUAUUUGGCUCAAUCUUCUUUACCUGAUUUAAUUAAUGAAGGUAGAUUAGUUACUGGGAUCUUACGGGUUAAUAAAAAGAAUCGGUCUGAUGCUUAUGUAUCUACAGAUGGAUUAUUAGAUGCUGAUAUAUUCAUUUGUGGAUCUAAAGAUCGGAAUCGAGCCCUUGAAGGAGACUUAGUGGCUGUUGAGUUAUUGGUGGUUGAUGAAGUGUGGGAAUCUAAAAAGGAAAAGGAAGAAAAGAAGAGAAGAAAAGAUAAUACUUUAACUUCAAGACCUUUAAAUGAUGAUAUUCAUAAUGAUGCUACUUCUUCAGCUCCUUCUACUGCUGAUGGGAAUGAUGAUAGUAAUAAUAUUAAUAAUAUUAAUAACAAUAAUGGUAGUGGAUUAGCCAGAAGAGGGUCUUUAAAACAAAGACCUACCAUGAAGAAAAAUGAUGAUGUAGAAGUUGAAGGUCAAUCAUUAUUAUUAGUUGAAGAAGAGGAAAUUAAUGAUGAAGUUAAACCGUUAUAUGCUGGACACGUUGUAGCUGUAGUUGAUAGAAUUCCAGGUCAAUUAUUUGCAGGAACUUUAGGAUUAUUAAGACCAGCUCAAGCUGCACAAGCUGCUAAGGAUAAAAAGGAUGGAAAAGAAUCAAGUGUUCAAACUCCUCGAGCUCCAAAGAUUGUUUGGUUUAAACCUACUGAUAAAAAGGUUCCAUUAAUUGCCAUUCCUACUGAACAAGUUCCCAAAGAUUUUGUAGAAAAUCAUGAAAAAUAUGCUGAUGAAUUAUUUGUAGCCUCAAUUAAAAGAUGGCCAAUUACUUCAUUACAUCCAUUUGGAACUUUAGUUAGUAAAUUAGGAAAAAUUGAAGAUCCUAAUACUGAAGUAGAUUCAAUUUUAAGAGAUAAUAAUUUCUUAUGUGAUGAAUAUCAAGAUCAAACAUUCCCCAUUGAAGAAGAUGAUUUUGAAAAUGAAUUGAUAUCUCCUCGUAGAGUGGAAUAUUUAAAUGAUUAUAUUAUAUCAUUUACUCAAACUGGAGAUUUUGUAGAUCAUGCAUUACAUGUUAAAAGACUUUCUCAUUCUAAAAUUGAAUUAGGUUUUCAUGCUGUAGAUAUUUCAUAUUUUGUUAAAUCGGGUUCAAUUUUAGAUCGAAAGGCUAAAAAGAGAUCAUCCUCGGUAUUUUUACCACAAAAGGUUGAACACUUAUUUCCUCAAUCUUUAAUGGAUAUUAUAUCUUUUAAAGAAAAUGAAAAAAAUUUAGCAAUUUCAGUGGUAUUUGAAAUUGAUACUAGUAAUUUUGAAGUUGAAGAUCUUUAUAUUCAUGAAUCUAUCAUUGUUCCAAAACAAUUGGUAACUUAUGAUGCAGUAGAUUCAAUUUUAGAAGGUCAAUCAAUUGAUUCUAUAUCUUCAGCUACUUCAGAUUAUAUUAAAACUUUUUGUCUUAUUGCUAAAGAAUUUCGUCGUCAACGAUUAGAUAAUCGAGAUUUAGGUAUUAGUCCUAAUUUAACAUUAUUAGAUCAAUUAGAUGAUGAAAAAGUUCGAUUAAAUUUAAAUAUCUUUAAAGAUAGUUUAUCAUUUGAUGUAAUUAGUGAAAUAUCUCAUAAAGUUAAUAAUGCAAUAGCUGCAAAAAUUCAUGCAGGUUUAGGAGAUUAUGCACUUUUACGUCGUCAUCCUUUACCAACUUUACAAAAAAUUGAAACCUUUGUUAGAAAAGCUGAAAAUCUCGGAUUUAAAAUUGAUACUACAAGUUCAGCAACUUUACAAAAUUCAAUUGUAAAAAUUCAAGAUGAAGAUAAAAGAAAAUGUAUUGAAACUCUUUUAUAUAAAUGUAUGUCAAGAGGUAAAUAUUAUGUGGCAGGAAGACAAGAAUCGGAUACUUUUAAUCAUUAUUAUUUUAAUUUACCAUUAUAUACUCAUUUUACUGCUCCAUUAAGAAGAUAUGCUGAUUUAAUUGUUCAUCGACAAUUAAAAUCAGUAUUAAAUAAAUCAGAAGAAGAUUAUGAUCUUGAAGCUUUAAAAUCCACUACUGAUUAUUGUAAUUUUAAGAAAGAUUGUGCUGCCAAUGCUCAAGAACAAGCCAUUCAUUUAUUAUUAUCAAGAACUAUUAAUGAAAUGAGUGAAAGUGCAGGACAAUUAUUAUGUAUGGGGAUUGUAGUUCAAGUUUAUGAAUCAUCAUUUGAUGUAUUUAUACCUGAAUUUGGAGUUGAAAAGAGAGUUCAUGGAGAUCAAUUACCAUUAGUUAAAGCCGAAUUUGAUAAAAUUGAUCGAACUUUAGAAUUAUAUUGGGAAAAGGGAAUUGAUUCUGCAACUUAUGUACCACCCGAUGAAAAAUCUUCAUUAUCUUAUAGAAAUUCUAUAAAAAAUAAGUAUAGAACUUCAGCUUUACAAGCAGCAAAGAUUCAAAAUAAAACAGUAUUAGAAAAGAAUGAAUCUAUUAUUGAAAAAUUGGCUAAAUUAAAUUUAGAACCUCCAAAAUUAACAAUUCCAGCUUUAGAACAACAAAAGUUGAGAGUAAUUGAUUUAGGAAGAGAUUCAACACAAUCUAUGCCAUCAUCACCAACUAAAUCUAAUUUCCCCAAAAAUUUAAGAACAAAUUCAUCAUCAGUAAUUAAAUCUGAUAUUUCAUCGAAUUCAUUUAAUGGACUUGCCCCAUAUUUACAAGGUACCAUUACGAGAAUUGAAGGAGAUUCUCAUAUUCAAGUCAUUAAGGAAUUAAUUAAAGUUCCUGUAUUGAUUAGAGCUGAAAUUGGAAUGGCAUUGCCAUGUUUGACAGUUCGGGUUUUAAACCCAUUCACCGAGGAACAGUAAGUUUCUCAAUGACUCUUUCGGUUUAUAUUUCUUUAUUUUAUAUACGAGCUUAUGAUAGUUAAUGCAUAAGUGUGUGUGAGUGUGUUGUAGGGUACUAUGGUACUACUAUAUUGUACUGCUAAAUUACUGUACUUCUAUAGUACUAAACUAUUAUCUUAUACUACUCUCUUAUACUACUACUAUACUACUCUCUUAUACUAACUAUGAGUACUAUAUUACUAUAAUACUCUACUGUAUUGUUAAACUACUAC